UGUACACAAGCUUACAGUGUGUGGCGAAAUGACAGUUGAGGUAACAACACCUGAGCUGCUGUUUUACUGUUAUUUCCAUAACUUUAUGUCCUGCGUGCUGUCUCCGGGUUAAAGUCGUGAAAAUGGAGCAGGACCAGCAGAUGCGGUCUUUCAUGUUCCUGAUGACUUACAUGCUGCUGAAGCGCAGGAGAGACAUGAACAACGCCAACAUCCAGAGGCGCAAUGAGAUCCAAAGACGCAUCCGACACCGACAGUACUUCUUCCAGAGACAGAGGAGGAUGCUCAUGAUGAUGAUAGCCGGAAGUAUCCGCUCCAAUGUCCGCAUCCGCACGCGUCCAUGGACCACCACUCCAAGCACUGAUUGGUGGGAGCGGGUGGUAAUGACAGAAUUCCAGCCCUCUGAUUGGCUAGAUAAGUUCCGUAUGAGCCGGGAGACAUUCUUCUACCUCUGCGACAAACUGAGGCCCCGUCUUGCUCGCCAGGACACCAGCUUCCGCCUGGCGCUGCCGGUGGAGAAACGUGUGGCCGUGGCUUUGUGGCGUCUUGCAUCAAACAUCGAGUACCGCACCAUCAGCACGUUGUUUGGUGUGGGGAAGUCCACUGUGUGCAGGUGUGUUCGAGACAUGUGUCACGCCAUAGUGGCACUCCUCAGCUCAAUCUACCUGCGGACCCCCAGUGAGCAGGAGCUGGAGGAUUCAGCCCAGCUCUUCCUGUCCCACUUUGGCUUUCCUCACUGUGUCGCUGCCAUAGCAACACUCCACACAGCUAUCAUCACUCCAUCAAACAACGCAUCUGACUAUGCUAACCCUGCCGGCUGGCUUUCGGUGCUGUCUCAGGUGGCUGUCAGUGGCCGGGGGCAAUUCUGGGAUGUAUGUGCCAGUUUCCCAGGUGGAACAGACCCAGCUGACAUCUUACAGAACUCAUCACUGUGGGCCACAGCUGCAGAGGGUGGACUGUCACCUACCCCACUACCUUUAUUCAUGGGAAAGCCACUCAGGUAUGUGCUGCUGGGAGAGGCCUGCUACCCACUCCAGAGCUGGCUGAUGAAGGCUUACCCUGAAGAAAAAGGCAGGAGGGCAAGUCAUGCAGCACUGACAGAGCCACAGCGACUCUUUAACCAGAGGCUCACCAGAGCACUUUGUGUGUCCGAGGAAGCGCUGCUGAGGCUGAGGGCGCGCUGGCAGUGCCUGAGCAAGAGGAACGACUGUGGACUGGAUGUAGUGCCCACCAUGAUCCUGGCUUGCUGCAUUCUGCACAACAUGUGUGAGUCCCACGGUGACGACUUCAAGGCAGAGUGGCAGGUGCAGGUGGCCGAAGCAGAGAGCCCUCAGCCCAGCCAUAAGCAGCUGCUCUCAACCAGUAUGGACCAAAGUCAGGCUGAGGAGGUCCGGCACCUCUUCUGUGACUAUUUUGAACAGCAAAGUAAUUGAUAAAGGACUAAUAUUUUUGAAAAACCUUGUAAAUUUUUGUACUCAUACUAUUAUAUUUUUGUUACACUAUCAACAUGGGUAUACUGUAGAGAUCGCUGUGUCAGUCUGUCACUUGUUCAGCCAGUGAAGUAUGAACAUGUAUCUUUAUGCUAACUGUAGCCAGGCAUGUUAAAGCUUGGCAAUAUUAGCAUAAAUCUCAAACCAUGGCAGAUUCUAAAUGCAUUUCACUCUGACAAAGUCAGAUCAGACUAAUUAAAAAUAAGCCAAAUCUGAUAAUGUUAUGCCACAAAAUCAUUACAGGAACAACUAUGCUGGGUUUUUUUUACCCCACUAACAGUAAGGAUCUUAAAGCAGCAAAACUUUUUCCCAUUUUAUUUGUGAAUCCAUUAAACUAUUUUGUCUUCUGUAUGUAAUAAAACUCCUAUUUAUCAUGACAAUGCCCUCAUU
Messenger RNA from Toxotes jaculatrix (banded archerfish), 1877 nucleotides. Its product is annotated as protein ALP1-like. Bases 123 to 1430 code for a protein of 435 amino acids. The record is from RefSeq and is a predicted model, not a curated record. Lineage: Eukaryota; Metazoa; Chordata; Actinopteri; Toxotidae. The transcript is spliced from 4 exons.